Messenger RNA from Eriocheir sinensis (Chinese mitten crab), 1373 nucleotides. RefSeq names its product cyclin-dependent kinase 7-like (gene Cdk7). The record is from RefSeq and is a predicted model, not a curated record. Gene Ontology annotation, cellular component: cytoplasm; transcription factor TFIIH holo complex; nucleus. Gene Ontology annotation, biological process: positive regulation of transcription by RNA polymerase II; protein phosphorylation. Lineage: Eukaryota; Metazoa; Arthropoda; Malacostraca; Decapoda; Varunidae. Bases 138 to 1193 code for a protein of 351 amino acids. The transcript has 9 exons. Gene Ontology annotation, molecular function: RNA polymerase II CTD heptapeptide repeat kinase activity; ATP binding; cyclin-dependent protein serine/threonine kinase activity.
CUGGUGGCGGGGCUGGGCCGGGGGGGUACAACGUGGGCCAGCAGGCGCAGCACCGCACGCCGAGUCCUUGCCAGCAGGGUGACACAGCGCACGGAGGGGCUGCAUAAGAAACUAUAUAAAUCUACUACCUCGGAGUCAUGGAAUCUGAGCGCAAGGGCAGAGUGCGUAUUGAAGAAAAGCUCAAGAGAUACGAGAAGAUCGACUUCCUGGGCGAGGGUCAGUUUGCCACAGUGUACAAGGCACUGGACGUGGAGACGAAGCAAAUUGUUGCUGUCAAAAAGAUUAAGCUUGGGAGCCGUGAGGAGGCUCGUGAUGGCAUCAAUCGCACCGCACUCAGAGAAAUUAAACUCCUGCAAGAGGUUCACCACCCCAACCUAAUAGGUCUCCUGGAUGUAUUUGGCUACAAGUCCAAUGUGUCUCUAGUGUUUGACUUCAUGGACACAGACUUAGAGGUGAUAAUCAAGGACACAGACAACAUUAUCCUCACCCCAGCCAAUAUAAAGGCAUACACCCUCCAGACCCUGAAAGGCCUUGAGUUUCUACACCUCCAUUGGAUCCUUCAUAGGGACCUCAAGCCCAACAACCUGCUAGUAAACUCUGAAGGUGUCCUCAAGAUAGGUGACUUUGGGUUGGCUCGCUUCUUUGGCUCUCCCAACAGACAGUACUCCCACCAGGUGGUCACCCGAUGGUACAGGAGUCCAGAAUUGCUGUUUGGGGCACGGUCAUAUGGAACUGGAGUGGACAUGUGGGCAAUGGGGUGUAUUCUCGCUGAAAUGUUGGUACGAUGUCCAUACUUCCCAGGUGACUCAGACCUUGACCAGCUCACCAGGAUCUUCACAGCACUUGGCACCCCAACUGAUGACAAUUGGAAGGACAUGACUAAGCUUCCUGACUAUGUGUCGUUCAAACAUUUUGAGGGGUCUCCUCUCAGAGACCUGUUCCCUGCAGCCAGUGAUGAUCUACUUCAACUACUGGGCUCAUUGUUGACUAUCAGCCCUGCAAAGCGAUGUACCUGUACCCAAGCUCUGAAGAUGAACUAUUUUAGCAAUCGACCAGCACCAACUCCAGGUCCUAUGCUACCCCUUCCCCCAUCUAUUCGGGACAGGAAAGAGCAAGAAAAACCCACGCUGAAGCGCAAGAUCUUGGAUGAAUCAGGAUUUGGAGCCUCUUUAGCAAAGAAACUUCACUUCUAGACACAAGCAACAUAACUCAAGGAUUUGCCUGCAGGUGUAGGAACUACUGUCUCUUUCUCUGAGAUUACCUGGAAGUGUAAGAGCAACUUUUUCUCUCAUUGUUACUCUACUGUUGCAAGAGAUUUAUUAUUUUUGUAAUGUUAAUGUAAAAAAAAAAUUAAAAUAUAUCCUUCAUAAUUA